GUCCGAGCGCUCCCUCCCCCAUAGCAGCAGCCCCACUCCUUUCUACGCCGUGCUUGGCUAAGGGGACAUUGGCCAAGGCUGGAGGAUAGAAGGCACAGGCUGGAGGUGGCAGAGGGAGUACGGCCGGGAGGACAGAAGAAAGGAGGAGGAGGAGAAGACGAAGGAAGGGAAAAGUAGAAGCAGGGGCGUUAAAGGGAAACAUUGCUAAGGUGUCUUUUAAUUGAGAUCUUCCUGCUAUCCAGACGUGAUGAGUGGUUCCCACACUGCUGUCACUCCUAUUACUCCUUGUAUGGAGGGCCUGCCACCGUUACCAAAGAGCCUAAGUGGACUUCUUAACUCAAGUGGAGGUUCGGGCUGGCGCGACCUUGAGCGAGUCUACGCCCAGAAAUCCCGCAUACAGGAUGACUUAAGCCGUGGUGGCACAAGUGGCAGUGUCCAAGCCCACCCAAAACCACCUAACCUCGAUGCCGCUCUGGCUCUGCUCAGGAAAGAGAUGGUUGGGCUCAGGCAACUGGAUAUGUCACUCCUUUGUCAGUUGUAUUCGCUGUAUGAAUCAAUCCAGGAAUACAAAAGUGCUUGCCAGGCUGCUAACAGCGCAGACUGCACAUACGCUAUGGAAAACGGAUACUUUGAUGAAGAAGACGAGUACUAUCAAGAAGCUGGAGCCCUUCAUAAGGGAACAAGGGACGAUUCGGAAGGAAACCUCGCAUUGAAUGUUCCACCUGUUUCCAGCAAUGACUGGUUACUGGAGAAUAUAUAACUUGCUGAAAUUUGGGAACUCCCAAUUACUAAUUUUCUUUUUUUUUUUUUUUUUUUUGUGAUAUUCCUUUCCAUGAAAUUUUUUUUUUUAAAAGGAAAGCGUUUUGUUACAAUAACAUUUUGCAGGCAUGCUUCCAAAGAGUACUUUGUUGGUCAUCUUGGGUUUAUGUCUCACUACAAGCAGAAAGUUUGAACUCAAGUGCCUUUAACAUCCAACAGCACUUCAGUAUUUUUCAGCGGGAGGACAGACUUUCCAUAAUGGC
Molecule: messenger RNA, 1022 nt
Organism: Spea bombifrons (plains spadefoot toad)
Lineage: Eukaryota; Metazoa; Chordata; Amphibia; Anura; Pelobatidae
Gene: FAM89A
Product: family with sequence similarity 89 member A
Exons: 3
Coding region: 248-760 (170 amino acids)
Source: RefSeq, a predicted model, not a curated record